AUGUCCAACGGUAUCGAAGGCCAAAUGAGUAUGCACCUUUCUACUCCCACAGCCCGUGCUCACCCUGCUGCAGAAACAAUGAGCCUCUCUGGCGCUGCCAAGUCGUACAUCCCUCCCCACCUCCGUAACCGCCCCGCUGCCCCAGUCGCCCCGCCUGCCGCUGCCGCCCCCGCCCCUGCUUACCGACCUUCCCCUACCGGUCUCCCCACCCCCGCCACCACUCCCCCUACCAGGAGCAUGCCCCCUCCCUCGGCUGCUGCGCCCGGGGCCAGCGGCUGGGAUGUGCCCGCUGCUCGUGUAAAGAGGACUUUUGACGGUGGCGCCCCCCCCGGUUUCGGUACCUGGAAAGAUGGCAAGCACAUUGUCGGAGCUAGAAACCCCAGAACAGAAAAGGAGUUGUACGGUGAAGUCGGAGAUGGGUUGCACCAGUCUACUGGUAUCAACUUUGACCGAUACGCUGAUAUCCCCGUCGAAAUCUCUGGAGAAGGCGCCCCCGAGCCCGUCACCGAGUUUACCUCCCCUCCCAUCGACCCUGUCCUUAUCGAGAACAUUAUGUCUUCUCGUUACACCACCCCCACCCCUGUCCAAAAGUACUCCAUCCCCACCAUCGCCCAAGGCCGUGACUUGAUGGCGUGUGCCCAGACUGGUUCUGGUAAGACCGGUGGUUUCCUCUUCCCCAUUCUUUCUGCCCUCUACACCUACGGUCCUGUCGCUCCCCCUGCCGAGGCCGACUCUGGCUUCCGUGGCUACGGCGGCAGGGGCCGAAAGGCUUACCCCACUGCCCUUAUCCUCGCCCCCACCCGAGAGCUUGUCUCUCAGAUCCACGAGGAGGCCCGUAAAUUCGCCUACCGAUCUUGGGUGCGACCUGCCGUCGUCUAUGGCGGUGCCGAUAUCCGUCAACAGAUGAGUCAGAUCGAGCGAGGCUGUGACCUCUUGUCUGCCACUCCCGGUCGUCUUGUCGACCUUAUCGAGCGAGGCAAGAUCUCUCUUACCAACGUCAAGUACCUUGUUCUCGAUGAGGCCGACCGAAUGCUUGACAUGGGUUUCGAGCCCCAGAUCAGGCAGAUUGUUGAGCGAGAGGGUAUGCCCGGUGUCGAGGACCGUCAGACUUUGAUGUUUUCCGCCACCUUCCCCAGGGAGAUCCAGCACCUUGCCAGGGCUUUCCUCAAGGACUACAUCUACCUCACCGUCGGCCGAGUCGGUUCCACCUCUGAAAACAUUACUCAACGUGUCGAGUAUGUCGACGACCAGGACAAGCGCUCUUUGCUCCUCGAUCUGCUCCUUGCCGAGCAGACUGGCGGUUUGAUCCUCGUCUUUGUCGAGACCAAGCGAAUGGCCGACACUCUCUGCGACUUCCUCUGCCAGCGACGCCACAACGCCACCUCUAUCCACGGUGACCGAACCCAGCGCGAGCGUGAGGCUGCCCUCCACGCCUUCAAGUCUGGCCGUGCCCCCAUCCUCGUCGCCACCGCCGUCGCCGCCCGAGGUCUCGAUAUCCCCAACGUCACCCACGUCAUCCUCUACGACCUCCCCACCGACGUCGCCGAGUACACCCACCGAAUCGGUCGUACCGGCCGUGCCGGAAACGUCGGUACCUCUACCGCCUUCUUCAACCGAGGCAACUUGAGCAUCGGGCGGGACUUGAUUGAGCUCCUCAAGGAGGCCAACCAGGAGGUGCCUCAGUGGCUCGUUGAGAUUUCUUCAGAGUCUCGAGGCUUUGGCGGGAGCAGCUAUGGUGGACGAGGAAGGGGCGGACGACGAGGUGGUGGUGGUGGUGGUGGCGGUUUCUCGUCCGGUGGGCGAGACUUGCGUCAAUCCACUGGUGGUGGCUUUGGCGGCGGCUCUCGAGGCGGUUACGGUGGUGGUGGCCCCAGCUUUGGAGGCGGUGGUUUCCCUUCUGCCGCUGGCGGCUCUAGCGCUAGUUGGUGGUAA
Cryptococcus wingfieldii CBS 7118 is the source of this 1932-nucleotide messenger RNA. Its product is annotated as ATP-dependent RNA helicase ded1. Bases 1 to 1932 code for a protein of 643 amino acids. Gene Ontology annotation, cellular component: nucleus. Lineage: Eukaryota; Fungi; Basidiomycota; Tremellomycetes; Tremellales; Cryptococcaceae. The transcript has 2 exons. Gene Ontology annotation, molecular function: RNA helicase activity; ATP binding; RNA binding. The record is from RefSeq and is a predicted model, not a curated record.